CCCUGUCCUUCCAUUGGUGCCUGGGCGGAGCCGCCCCCUCUGCUGGGGCCCCAGGGCGGGAGGGAGCAGAGGCCGGGGCAGAGGGCGAGGGCGGAGGGCGCAGGCGGCGGAGGCCGCAGAAGAUGAGCAGCAGCUGCUCAGGGUUGAGCAGGGUCCUGCUUGCCUUGGCUGUAGCCUUGGUGUCCACUGCCUCCCCCUGUCCCGAGGCCUGGGGCCCCACAGGGGUCCAGUAUGGGCAGGCUGGCAGGUCCAUGACACUGUGUUGCCCUGGAGUGACUGCUGGGGCCCCGGUGUCCUGGUUUCGGGACGGGGAGACGAGACUGCUCCAGGGACCUGACUCUGGGCUAGGGCAUGAACUGGUCUUGGCCCGGGCAGACAGCACUGACGAAGGCACCUACAUCUGCCGGACCCUGGAUGGUGCACUUGGGGGAAUUGUGACCCUACAGCUGGGCUACCCCCCAGCUCGCCCUGUUGUCUCCUGCCAAGCAGCUGACUAUGAGAACUUCUCUUGCACUUGGAGUCCCAGUCAGGUCAGCGGUUUACCCACCCGCUACCUCACCUCCUACAGGAAGAAGACCGUACCAGGAGCUGAUGGCAUGAGGAUGAAUCCAUCCACAGGGCCCUGGCCGUGCCCACAGGAUCCUCCAGGGGCUGCCCGCUGUGUAGUCCAUGGGGCAGAGUUCUGGAGCCAGUACCGAAUAAAUGUGACUGAGGUGAACCCACUGGGGGCCAGCACACGCCUGCUGGAUGUGAGCUUGCAGAGCAUCUUGCGCCCUGACCCACCCCAGGGGCUUCGGGUAGAGUCGGUUCCUGGCUAUCCCCGCCGUCUGCAUGCCAGCUGGACGUACCCUGACUCUUGGCCCCGCCAGCCCCACUUUCUGCUCAAGUUCCGACUGCAGUACCGUCCAGCGCAGCAUCCAGCCUGGUCCACGGUGGAACCAGCUGGAUUGGAGGAAGUGAUCACGGACGCCGUGGCUGGGCUGCCCCACGCUGUACGAGUCAGUGCCCGGGACUUUCUGGACGCUGGCACAUGGAGUGCUUGGAGUCCUGAGGCCUGGGGAACUCCAAGCACCGGGCCUUUGCUGAAGGAGAUGCCAGCUGAGGGACAGCUACAGAAGCCCCUGGAGAAAGAGCCUCAGGCAGACAGUCCCGCUCCCCCCAGGCCCUCCCUCCUGCCGGACCCACGGCCACUUGACCACAGAGACCCCCUGGAGCAGGUAGCAGUGUUGUCAUCUUUGGGAAUCUUCUCUUUCCUGGGACUGGCAGCUGGGGCCCUGGCACUGGGGCUCUGGCUGAGACUGAGACCAGAUGGGAAGGAUGGACCCCAAAAGCCUGGGUUCUUGGCUCCAGUGAUUCCAGUAGACAAGAUUCCAGGAGCCCCAAACCUGUAGAUGACCAGGAGGGCUUCAGCUGAUUCCACCUAUAACUCUGUCUUGCUCGUGUGGAUGGACAGAUAGAAUCCAGGCAGGAUAGUAGAUCCCCACGGAGGCAGGAGGGCGGGGAGUGGUCUCAGCUGGAGAUUCUGUUUGGAACCCAGUUCUGUCAGACUUUGUUCCAGACUUGCCAGCUGAAAGGUGCCUGGACCUCUCAUUUCAUCUCAGAGCUGGAGGUCCACCUGAGGAAUGUGUGUAGAUGUGUGUUCGUGUCCAUGUGUGCCCAUGUGUAUGUCAGGUAGGGAACAUGUUUUCUCUCAAUGUAUGCAUGUAGGUGCCUGGGGAAUAUCUGUGGCUCCAUGGCACUUGGCUUUGCCCCUGGAGGGGUUUGUGAAGAUGUGAAUAAAGAGAACGAGGAGGUUCUUCUGUUUAUUAA
Messenger RNA from Mustela erminea (ermine), 1809 nucleotides. RefSeq names its product interleukin 11 receptor subunit alpha (gene IL11RA). NCBI's taxonomy places the organism in Eukaryota, Metazoa, Chordata, Mammalia, Carnivora, Mustelidae. The record is from RefSeq and is a predicted model, not a curated record. Gene Ontology annotation, molecular function: cytokine receptor activity; protein binding. The coding region runs from base 123 to 1391 and encodes 422 amino acids. Gene Ontology annotation, cellular component: membrane. The transcript has 13 exons.